GUUUCUUCCUGAAUCUCAGAAAUUGCAAUCUUUCUUGGUAGAAGAAUGAAGUUGAAUUACUUUGGAAUCGUCGUCUCAAAUUUUAUGCCAAAAACCGCCAAGGUGCGCGUUGCAAAGGAAAAGUUUCACCCGGUUAUCAAGAAAUAUGUAACAAAUUACCAAAAUUACAUGGUACAGGAUGAUCAUGGAUGUGGAGUUGGUGAUGCUGUAGUUAUUCAGCCAUGCAGACCACGUUCUGCAACAAAGAGAUUCGAAAUUAUAAAGAUCCUACAAGAAGCUAACCGCGUUUCUUCAAAUGCCCUCUCAAGCUCAGAAGGGACCGCAGCCGACUCAAAAUCAUAAUAAAGCGGAGUUAAAUGGCUUCUAAAAGAUCUGCAUCACCAAAACUUACAUGUCAAUUGUUAUGCCUUUCAAAAAUUAUGGGAAAAGGGGUUUUGUAGCAUUGAGCAAGAAAAUGUGGCAUGUGAGUCAUUUAUCUUAUAGGUGAAUCAUUAAAUUAUAGAUGGCGGAAAGCAUUCUUGCCGUCUUUUGCACCUUGCUCUUGACUCUGAAAACUAAUCAUUACUCCACUCCACGAUUACAGUAUAUUGUAAUUCUUCUACUCUUGCAUAUUCAGGAUAAUUACGCAACCUUUUCGUACUUUAUACCUAUUCUCUGUGAUAUAGAUUUGAUUUCUAAUGAAGUAUGUUAAUCAACUCGAGUGUUUCUUAUGGACAUAAGUUCAAACAACCAACAACAACAAUGAAGCUGAAUGAAUAUGAAUUUGGAAGGUUAAACUUAAAAGAUGAAAGAAAAGUGAAAUGCUAUCCAAGGAAGCUACUUUGUAUGUAUAAUUAAAACAUCAACGUUUCAUUGGAUCUAGAUAGAAGGCUUAUAAUUAACUGAAAGAAAUACAAGAAUCUGUUGCUCUUAACUUAAUUAUUGAGACUUUUAAGACCCAUUUCAACGGCUGCGGAACCCCAGUCAUCACCAUGGUUGUGGCCGCCGUUAAGUCCGGCACGAUGCAAGGCUUGUUCUUCAUUUAAAACCGUCAAAAGUCCCAAAAUCACGGGAACGCCAGUGUCAAGGCCUAUUCGCAUGAGACCGUGCACAACAGCUUCAGAUAUGUAUUCAAAAUGCAUCGUGGAACCCUUGAUUAAGACACCGAUGCCAAUUACGGCAUCAUAACGGUUGCUUGCCAUGAAAGAACGAAUACCGACGGGCAAUUCCCAGCUCCCGGGAACGCUCCUGAUGUCAAUAUUCUCUGGUUUCACUGCAUGAUGAUUGAUCAUUUUGUCAACGGCACCCUUUACGAGAGGCUCGAUAGCUUGCAAGUUCCAGCGAGCAUGGACAACGAGAACUCGAAGAUCGGGACCCUAAGUAUGUUAGUACUUGUUUUUCUUGCUAUGGAUUUUAGAACAGCGUUCUUUUGACCGAUUUCAAGAUUUUUUCUCGGCGCUCAUUUUCUAAGGCACAGCUCUCUUUCAUAUAAAGAUAAAGAUGUUUUAUAUUCAAGAAGAAUUGACUUGGUUUUUCCGUUCAAGUGAACCCACAGAAGAUGCCUUCAAAUGUACCUAUAACUUACUUGAAUAUCAGAUGGAUUCGGUCCUUUAAUUCCUUCAAACAUUUUUAAAUACAACAAAAAAGGUGGUUAAAGCUGCGUGAAUAUGGUAAAAUUGGAAACACUUUGUCUUUAAAAUUGUGCUGAAAGUGAAGUUGAUCUGUUAAUAAGGACAAAGCGGUCUCCAAACCAGGAUGAUUUAAUAUGUGUUAAAAAUGG
This is a messenger RNA of Schizosaccharomyces cryophilus OY26, 1759 nucleotides long. RefSeq names its product ribosomal protein subunit S17. Gene Ontology annotation, biological process: translation. Lineage: Eukaryota; Fungi; Ascomycota; Schizosaccharomycetes; Schizosaccharomycetales; Schizosaccharomycetaceae. The record is from RefSeq and is a predicted model, not a curated record. Gene Ontology annotation, molecular function: structural constituent of ribosome. The transcript has a single exon. Bases 46 to 342 code for a protein of 98 amino acids. Gene Ontology annotation, cellular component: ribosome; mitochondrion.